This is a messenger RNA of Anthostomella pinea, 174 nucleotides long. Lineage: Eukaryota; Fungi; Ascomycota; Sordariomycetes; Xylariales; Xylariaceae. The record is from the annotation of a GenBank genome assembly.
AUGGCUAUCGAAGAUGACGAUAUUCGAGACAGGGAGGUGUGGACGUCAGUCUCACGCCACUGGUACUCCAAGGCGUCCGACAAGGCGCCUACCACCGUUAGGUUGUAUCAUCACCUGGCGAUCCUCGCUCGCCCCAACGCACUGCAACAACUAUUCUAUUACACGAAGUCGUGA